Carassius gibelio (silver crucian carp) is the source of this 1721-nucleotide messenger RNA. RefSeq names its product scavenger receptor cysteine-rich type 1 protein M130-like. The transcript has 11 exons. Gene Ontology annotation, cellular component: membrane. The coding region runs from base 1 to 1443 and encodes 480 amino acids. The record is from RefSeq and is a predicted model, not a curated record. NCBI's taxonomy places the organism in Eukaryota, Metazoa, Chordata, Actinopteri, Cypriniformes, Cyprinidae.
AUGACCAAACGGCAGUAUGUGACGAAUAGGGUGGACACACCAGAGAAUUAUGAUGAUGUCAUCAUUAAUGGACAGUACUCUCAAGGUGCAAAAGAGGGAGAUCAGGAGGAGUAUGAUGAUGUGUGGAGUAUCACUGAAGAUGUGAAAACCCUGUUAGGUGGUGACGGAGCUCUUGUGGGGGACACCGUCGGGGACAGCAUCAUCACCUGGUCACCGGGAGGAGGUGGAGUCUUCUGUGCCGUGGUGCUGUUUUGUGCUUCAAAGCAAAUGAAGAAGGCAUUCAGCUCGUUCAGCGGGGAGAUGGUGCUGUCACAGGUCCGAGGUCAGUUUCUGUUGGAAGAGACUCGUCUGGGAGAGGCAGCAGUGAUGGCUCAGAAAGCUGCAGAGCUGGACAGUUCUGAGUUUGACGUGGUGUUCAGCGCUGCUCAUAUGCUCAGUUCAUCACCUCUGCUUGGAUGGGGUAAAUAUGGCUGUGAUCAUAGUAAAGAUGCUGGAGUCAUCUGCUCAGGAGUCCGGCUGGUUGGAGGUUCUCGCUGCUCUGGGAGGUUACAGAUCCUUCAUAAUCAGACGUGGAUGUCAGUGUGUGACGCUGUCUUUGACCAGCAGGAUGCAGAGGUUGUGUGUAGAGAGCUGGACUGUGGGGCUCCUGUACAGGUGCUGGGAGCAGCUGCUUUUGACAAAGGAGACGCUCAGAUGUGGACACAAGAGAUUCAGUGCAGAGGAAACGAGUAUCAGAUUCACCUCUGUCCAGCAUCACUAUCACAUGAAAACAACUAUUCACACCACAAUGAUGUUAGACUGGUGUGCGCAGACAGUGUGAAUGUGAGGUUGGUUGGUGGUCACAGUCGCUGUGCUGGUAGAGUGGAGGUGUUUCACAGAGGUCAGUGGGGAACAGUGUGUGAUGAUAGCUGGGAUAUGGCUGAUGCUGCGGUGGUGUGUAGAGAGCUGGACUGUGGUACGGCUGUAAUAGCAACACUUAAUGCUCACUUUGGACAAGGAUCAGGACCAAUCUGGAUGGAUGAUGUGGCCUUUAGUGGAUCAGAGUCUACACUGAAGAACUGUAGAUCAGGAAGUUGGGGUGUUAAUGACUGUACUAAUGGUGAAGAUGCUGGAGUUAUCUGCUCAGGUAAGCUGUUUCCAGACCGUGUGAAUGUGAGGCUGGUGAAUGGUGACAGUCACUGUGCUGGACGAGUGGAGGUUCUUCAUGAUGGUCAGUGGGGAACAGUGUGUGAUGAUGACUGGGAUAUGACUGAUGCUGCAGUGGUGUGUAGAGAGAUGAGCUGUGGAGAGGCUUUACAAGCACCACAAUAUUCUUUCUUUGGACGAGGAUCAGGAAAAAUCUGGAUGAAUGAAGUGCAGUGUAAAGGAUCAGAGUCUACACUGAAGGAAUGUGGAUCAAAAGGAUGGGGUGAACGUAAUACUGUGCUACUGUGGCCAUCAUAAUUAUGAUGCUGGAGUCAGAUGCUCAGAAACCAUAAACUAUGGACGAUUUACAAGACUUGCUGAUGGACCUCACCUGUGCUCCGGGAGGCUAGAGGUGCUUUAUGGGAACACAUGGUACACAGUGUGUGAUGCUGCCUUUGACCAGAAGGAUGCAGAGGUUGUGUGUAGAGAGCUGGACUGUGGGGCUCCUGUACAGGUGCUGGGAGCAGCUGCUUUUGGCAAAGGAGACGCUCAGAUGUGGAAACAAGAGAUUCAGUGCAGAGGAAAUGAAUCACUUA